Molecule: messenger RNA, 2316 nt
Organism: Propithecus coquereli (Coquerel's sifaka)
Lineage: Eukaryota; Metazoa; Chordata; Mammalia; Primates; Indriidae
Gene: TEPSIN
Product: ENTH domain containing 2
Exons: 13
Coding region: 52-1758 (568 amino acids)
Cellular component (GO): trans-Golgi network membrane
Source: RefSeq, a predicted model, not a curated record
GGCGGGCACGGGCCUGGCGGAAGCGGGGCAGGCCGGGGGCUUCUCUGGGCCAUGGCGGCCGCGCCGCCGCUGCGGGACCGCCUGAGCUUCUUGCAGCGGCUCCCAAUUCUCCUGAAGGGAACAUCGGAUGACGAUGUCCCAUGUCCCGGCUACCUGUUUGAAGAGAUUGCUAAAAUCUCCCACGAGUCGCUGGGCAGCAGCCAGUGCCUGCUGGAAUACCUCCUGAACCGUCUGUACAGCAGCUCCGGCCACGUGAAGCUCAAGGUGCUGAAGAUCCUGCUCUACCUGUGCAGUCAUGGCUCCUCGUCCUUCCUGCUUAUCCUCAAACGCAACGCCUCCUUCAUCCAGGAGGCCACAGCGUUGGCAGGGCCCCCGGAUCCUCUCCAUGGGAGCAGCUUGUACCAGAAGGUGCGGGCAGCUGCCCAGGACUUGGGGAGCACCUUGUUCUCCGACACCAAGUUGCCGCUGCCGCCCCCCCAGCCUCCCGGGGCCUUGCCUCCUGCAGGCAUGGGCUCCCAGUCCCGGCCUCACAGCAGCCUCCAGGGUUUCGGCUACAGCCAGGAACCGGGCCACACAGGCUCUGCGGGUGAAGCCUUCCUCUCCACCAUCCAGAAGGCUGCAGAGGUGGUGGCCAAUGUCGUGCGCCCUGGGACGGAGAGUCUCAGUGCCCAGAGGCCCUUGCCACAGGGGGACACCUACCAGCCUGCUGUGACACCGCUGGCCAGCCAUGGCCACCCCAUCCCUGGGAACCUGCUGCCCGGGGCCACCACCGUGGGCGCCCGAGCUGUGAGGCACCAGCCCGGGCAGGCCGGAGGGGGCUGGGAGGAGCUGGACAGCGGCCCCAGCUCUCAGAAUUCUUCCCAGAACAGUGACCCGAGCAGGGCCUCGGACUCAGGCAGUCGGUCCGGCAGUGACGGCCACUCGAGGGCCAGCCGGGAGCCAAGCGACCUGGCAGACAGGACCGAGGCCUCGAGUGACUGCCAGCAGGAGCUGAGCCUGGUGAGGACGGUGACCCAGGGGCCAUGUGCCUUCCUGAGCCGUGAGGAGGCGCAGCACUUCAUCAAAGAGUGUGGGCUGCUCAACUGUGAGGCGGUGCUGGAGCUGCUGAUCGGCCACCUGGGCGGGACCAGCGAGCACACACAGAUGAGAGUGCUGAGCGCCAUCGCCUCCCUCGGGGGCGCCGACCUGCUCCCCCAGGAGCACAUCCUCCUCCUGUCCCGGCCGCGGCUGCAGGAGCUCAGCACGGGCAGCCCUGGACCUGUGACCAACAAGGCCACCAAGAUCCUGAGGCACUUUGAAGCCUCCUGUGGACAGCUGCCCCCUGCCCAGAGGCCCCCUGCCACGCCUGGCCCCGCAGCCACCCUUGCAGGCCCGUCCGACCUGCUGGCCGAUGCUGUGCCUCUCGCGGGGGGCCGGGUUGUCCUCCAGCCUCUGAGUUCAGCCCUGCUCCCACCCCUACCUGUGGAUGCCUCCCGCCUCCCAGCCCUCGGAGAUGCCAGUGGGGCCGAGACCGGACUGGCAGCCUCCCGAGAGCCGGGCCCGGGGGGCACAGACACCCCCGAGGGAGGCCCCAGCAGCUGCCCGUGGAGCCGCGACUCCUUGUUUGCCGGCAUGGAGCUGGUGGCCUGCCCCCGCCCGGCGGGGGCCAGGGCUGCUGCAGAGGUGCCCUGCCUGGACCUCCAGGCCGCCCGGACAUCGUCACAGAGGACAGCGGCCAAAGAGCCAGAGCCAUCAGCUUUUGCGUUCCUCAACGUGUGACCGUGUCGGCCUGGCCCUGGAGGGUUUCAGCCUUAGCCGGCGCACUGCGCUUCCAGAGAGGCCCGUGGCCGGAGCUGCUACGGACUCCAGGCAACGUGCUGUGAGGAAGACCCCAGGGCUGCCUCAGUUCCCUCAUCUCCUUUGCCAGAGGCUGGCUGUUUUGGUUUGAUUCCUGCAGCAGAGGACAGGCUGGUGGCAGGGCCUCCGAGUUGCUGACCUCAGGGUCCCAGGGGCACCCCCGCCUGCCUUGCCCUCUGGAACCCGGCUGCUCGUGUGGACUGGGGGCAGCUACUCGGUUCUCACUUUGCUUUGUUUGAACUCUGCUCCCCCUCCCCUGGGGGGCCUCCUUCUCCAGGGGGGAGGCCAGGUGCUGACGAGGCAGGGUUGGUGCCUGUGUCUCGAGGGGGUCUGGCCUGUGGCCGUGCUCAUCGUCCACUCUGUGCGCUGCCUGUGGGCUCCCACUGUCCCCUCUGCCACAGUAGCUCCCAGCAGGCCUGGCCUUGGGUGCCCGAGUGACGAGUCCAGCGUCUCAGGACAGAGACAGGCUGCAGAGCUGUG